CCACUAGGAAGAAGUGGGGCGUGUCCAGGUAAAUGAUUCAGUCACCUGCUGUAAAGGAAGCGGAACGGACGGGAGAGAAUCCGGAGGAGAGGAACUAAGGGAGAUCUUUAAAUCUAAAAGGGUCACAGAAGAACCCUCGAACACCAGUGUCUGAAGCAGAUAAUGGAGCGCUACAGGUAUUUCAUCUUCAACCAGAAGGUGAUGGUGCUGUGGGGCAUCCUGCAGGUGGCUUGCUCAGGGCUUUGCGUGGUGUGCGGAUUUAUGGACGCGGUUUUCCGUCAGAGCACCACACUCAGCUCCACGAGAGCCCCGCUGUGGGCAGGACUGAUCAUGGCUGUCCCUGGUGUUUUGGCCCUGUUUGCCUCGCAGAGGAAAAACCCCAUCCUGGUGAAUGCCAUGAUCAUGUCCUCAGUGCUGUCUUAUUUUGCCACACUGAUUGUGCUGAUUUACGCUGGUGUGACACUGAGUUACGGAGAGGAGGAUGACGAGCUCUUCCACCCCCACCACAUCACUGAAGUGAAGUUCGUUCUGAGCCGAAUGGUGAAGGGAGCGAACAGCACCAUGGUUCUGGCAAGUGUCUGCUCACUGAUCUUCUCCUCCCUCAUCAUGUUGGUGGGCUGCCGCAGUCUGCCACUCUGUGGCUGCUUCGACUCGGUCACUGGCAUGGAGACACUGGUCCCUCAGAAUGAUCCAAGUGCUCCAACUGAACUGGUCUGCACCUGGCAUGGUGAGAACCCUCAUAUCAAAGCAGUAAAACCUGGACUGAAGAGUCCUGUUAAACCUCUAAUUAAAUUAAAUUCUAAAUACUAUCCUAGACCUGCGCAGCUUGUGACACUGCAAAAAAUGACAAAUCAAUCCAGAUGAGUCAGUACUAGUUCUAUCUAAUCACAUUAUUAUAAAUUAUUAUAAAUUAUUUCUAUCAGUAAUAAUAGUUUAUGCUAUGAAAACUGCAGAUGCAGAUGUAAACUGAAUAAUUAAUCACUACCAAAUUUACAGAGUCUGGUGAUGUAUUAUCGGUUUUAUUUAGUGGUAUAAACACAGCAUUAUUACUGUUAGGUUCAGAAAGUAGAUUACAUUUUAUUUUUAUUAUUUAUGCUGAAAUAUGGUUUAAAUCUCAUAACUAACUCACACUCACUCACUCAGUCCCUCACAGCUGCUGCUCCUCAUUAAAAAAACACAUACACAGUUUAAAAGAUUAUUGUUGUAAUUAAUCUGACUGGCAACUCCAAAAAAUCUGUAUCUC
Messenger RNA from Astyanax mexicanus (Mexican tetra), 1243 nucleotides. Its product is annotated as CD20-like domain-containing protein. The record is from RefSeq and is a predicted model, not a curated record. Gene Ontology annotation, cellular component: membrane. The transcript is spliced from 6 exons. Bases 163 to 864 code for a protein of 233 amino acids. Lineage: Eukaryota; Metazoa; Chordata; Actinopteri; Characiformes; Acestrorhamphidae.